ACUCCUCACCUUCCACACUUCCCUUCUCUCUCACCCUUUUCCAAACUCUCCCUUUUUUCUUAUUUCAUUUCUCGCUCUCCAAACGUUAACAAAUCAAUCAGAUGGCAUCUCCUCCACACCCAAACCUUGAGCUCCGACCCUUAGGAAACACGGGUCUCAAACUUAGCUGCGUCGGUUUUGGAGCUUCCCCCCUUGGCAGUGUCUUCGGCCCUGUCUCUGAACACGACGCCAUCUCCUCUGUCCGCGAGGCCUUCGACCUUGGCAUCAAUUUCUUUGACACUUCUCCGUAUUAUGGAGGGACAUUGUCAGAGAAGAUGCUUGGUAAGGGACUUAAAGCUCUAGGAGUUCCGAGAAAUGAAUAUAUUGUGUCCACAAAGUGUGGGAGGUACGUGGAGGGCUUUGAUUUUAGUGCUGAGAGAGUGACUAAGAGUAUUGAUGAGAGCUUGGCAAGAUUGCAGUUGGAUUAUGUUGAUAUACUCCAAUGCCAUGAUAUUGAAUUUGGGUCUCUUGAUCAGAUUGUGAAUGAAACAAUUCCUGCGCUACAGAAACUGAGGGAAGCAGGGAAGAUUCGUUUUAUCGGUAUAACCGGGCUGCCAUUAAGUGUAUUUACAUAUGUUCUUGAUCGAGUGCCACCAGGCACUGUUGAUGUUAUUCUGUCAUAUUGCCGCUACAGUGUUAAUGAUUCUACAUUGGUGGAUUUAUUGCCUUACUUGAAGAGCAAAGGUGUAGGUGUAAUUAGUGCUUCUCCACUUGCAAUGGGGUUACUUACAGAGAAUGGUCCUCCAGAGUGGCAUCCAGCUUCUGCUGAACUUAAGUCUGCAUGUCAAGCUGCUGCUGCCUUCUGUAAAGCGAAGGGGAAGAAUAUUUCAAAGUUAGCAAUGCAAUACAGUUUGGCAAAUAAAGAUAUAUCCUCGGUGCUGGUUGGCAUGAACUCUGUUAGACAGGUCAAGGAGAAUGUUUAUGCCGCUACGGAACUUGCUACAUUUGGCAAGGAUCAGGAAACUUUAUCAGAAGUUGAAGCAAUUCUGAGCCCUGUGAAGAAUCAGACUUGGCCUAGUGGAAUCCAAGAGAGCUGAUUCUUUGCUGUCCUAUGACCACUCCACCUUUGUACUUCGUGCAGUUCAAAUUGCCAUUAGCAGUUCGCCUAAUCCAUAUUAGUUGCAUUGGAGGGCCCAUUCUAUUAUGAGCGUGUUUGGUAUUGCGGUUGUUGUUGUGGUUGUAGUUUUAAAAAAGUUGUUUUAUAAAAAGUACUUUUAGUUGA
Molecule: messenger RNA, 1261 nt
Organism: Populus trichocarpa (black cottonwood)
Lineage: Eukaryota; Viridiplantae; Streptophyta; Magnoliopsida; Malpighiales; Salicaceae
Product: L-galactose dehydrogenase
Exons: 5
Coding region: 102-1076 (324 amino acids)
Biological process (GO): L-ascorbic acid biosynthetic process
Cellular component (GO): cytosol
Molecular function (GO): L-galactose dehydrogenase activity
Source: RefSeq, a predicted model, not a curated record